Molecule: messenger RNA, 868 nt
Organism: Erinaceus europaeus (western European hedgehog)
Lineage: Eukaryota; Metazoa; Chordata; Mammalia; Eulipotyphla; Erinaceidae
Gene: CALM2
Product: calmodulin 2
Exons: 5
Coding region: 220-561 (113 amino acids)
Molecular function (GO): calcium ion binding
Source: RefSeq, a predicted model, not a curated record
AUGAUAGUAGAUGAACCUUGAAAACUUAAAACUUAUUUCUUUGAGUGCUGAUUAGCAAGAUUUUCAAAAAUUAUGCAAAUGCUACACUAAAUUACCUUUCUUAUUUCUUUGUAGGCUGACCAACUGACCGAAGAGCAGAUUGCAGAAUUCAAAGAAGCUUUUUCACUAUUUGACAAGGAUGGGGAUGGAACUAUAACAACAAAAGAAUUGGGAACUGUAAUGAGGUCUCUUGGGCAGAAUCCUACAGAAGCAGAAUUGCAGGACAUGAUUAAUGAAGUAGAUGCUGAUGGUAAUGGCACAAUCGACUUCCCAGAAUUUCUGACCAUGAUGGCAAGAAAAAUGAAAGAUACAGACAGUGAAGAAGAAAUUAGAGAAGCAUUCCGUGUGUUUGAUAAGGAUGGUAAUGGUUAUAUUAGUGCAGCUGAGCUUCGCCACGUGAUGACAAACCUUGGAGAGAAGUUAACAGAUGAAGAGGUUGAUGAGAUGAUCAGGGAAGCAGAUAUUGAUGGUGAUGGUCAAGUAAACUAUGAAGAGUUUGUACAAAUGAUGACAGCAAAGUGAAGACAUUGUACAAAAUGUGUUAAAUUUCUUGUACAAAAUUGUUUAUUUGCCUUUUCUUUGUUUGUAACUUAUCUGUAAGAGAUUUCCCCCUACUGUCAAAAAAAAUAUGCAUGUAUAGUAAGUAGGACUUCAUUCCUCCAUGUUUUCUUCCCUUAUCUUACUGUCAUUGUCCUGAAACCUUAUUUUAGAAACUUGAUCAAGUAACAUGUUGCAUGUGGCUUACUCUGGAUAUAUCUAAGCCCUUCUGCACAUCUAAAUGUAGAUGGAGUUGGUCAAAUGAGGGAACAUCUGGGUCAUGCCUUUUUUU